Tupaia belangeri chinensis (Chinese tree shrew) is the source of this 1204-nucleotide messenger RNA. It is a transcript of the gene NDUFAF5, whose product is annotated as NADH:ubiquinone oxidoreductase complex assembly factor 5. Gene Ontology annotation, biological process: mitochondrial respiratory chain complex I assembly. Gene Ontology annotation, cellular component: mitochondrion. Bases 16 to 1179 code for a protein of 387 amino acids. Gene Ontology annotation, molecular function: S-adenosylmethionine-dependent methyltransferase activity. NCBI's taxonomy places the organism in Eukaryota, Metazoa, Chordata, Mammalia, Scandentia, Tupaiidae. The transcript is spliced from 12 exons. The record is from RefSeq and is a predicted model, not a curated record.
GCGACGUUCGCCGUAAUGGCACGCGAACUGGGCCAAACUACUUUCACUUUUCUCGUUGCGAAAAUCUCUUCAGUAGCUACGGAAGCUGCGCCCGCGCAUGCGCAUCACAGAACGCACCAUCUAGGGGCGUCGCGGCUGGAUAUGCUGCGGCAGACCUGGCUCUGGCACCUGUGGCGGCGUCCUCGGGCGGCAGGGGUCCCCGCGGGGAACCUUGGCCGCCGGCAGGUCGCCUCUGGUGUCUCUCCUCCCAGUGGCACUACGGCCAGAUCUCUAAAUAUCUUCGACCGGGAUUUGAAGAGGAAACAGAAGAACUGGGCGGCCCGGCAGCCGGAGCCGAUGAAGUUUGACUACUUGAAAGAGGAGGUUGGAAGUCGGAUUGCGGACCGUGUAUAUGACAUAGCCAGAGAUUUUUCUCUUGCUUUGGAUGUUGGUUGUGGAAGAGGUUAUAUAGCACAACAUUUGAAUAAGGAGACUAUUGGAAAGUUUGUCCAGACAGAUAUUGCAGAAAAUGCUUUGAAAAAUUCCUUAGAAACAGAAAUUCCUACUGUCAGCAUUUUAGCUGAUGAAGAAUUUCUUCCAUUCCGAGAAAAUACAUUUGACCUGGUGGUUAGCAGCUUAAGUUUGCAUUGGGUGAAUGACCUUCCUAGAGCUCUUGAGCAGAUUCAUUAUGUUUUAAAACCAGAUGGAGCGUUCAUUGGUGCAAUGUUUGGAGGCGACACACUGUAUGAACUUCGAUGUUCAUUGCAGUUAGCAGAAACAGAAAGGGAAGGGGGAUUUUCGCCCCACGUUUCUCCUUUCACUGCUGUCAAUGACCUAGGACAUCUGCUUGGGAGAGCUGGCUUUAAUACACUGACCGUGGAUACCGAUGAAAUUCAAGUUAACUAUCCUGGAAUGUUUGAGUUGAUGGAAGAUUUACAAGGUAUGGGCGAGAGUAACUGUUCUUGGAAUAGAAAAGCCCUGCUGCACCGAGACACAAUGCUGGCCGCUGCUGCGGUGUACAGAGAAAUGUACAGGAAUGAGGAUGGUUCGGUACCUGCCACAUUUCAGAUCUAUUACAUGAUAGGAUGGAAAUACCAUGAUUCACAGGCACGACCAGCUGAAAGAGGCUCCGCAACUGUGUCAUUUGGAGAGUUAAGAAAAAUAAACAAUCUUAUGUCACAGAGGAAAAAAUCACAAUAAAUAAUUUAUUCAAUGUUUAUGUGGU